Tinamus guttatus (white-throated tinamou) is the source of this 762-nucleotide messenger RNA. It is a transcript of the gene SKA1, whose product is annotated as spindle and kinetochore associated complex subunit 1. Gene Ontology annotation, biological process: chromosome segregation; cell division; regulation of microtubule polymerization or depolymerization. Lineage: Eukaryota; Metazoa; Chordata; Aves; Tinamiformes; Tinamidae. Gene Ontology annotation, molecular function: microtubule binding. Gene Ontology annotation, cellular component: spindle microtubule; mitotic spindle; outer kinetochore. The record is from RefSeq and is a predicted model, not a curated record.
AUGGCCUCUUCAGUUCUGGAAGAUUUGUGCUUGCACAUCAACACUAAGAUUUCAACUAUCAAAAAGAUUCUUCAAUUAAGAAAUAUAGGCCAAGAGUCAUCACUGAAAUCUAUGCUGAGUAAAAUAGGAUAUGAGAUGUUUUUCCUAAAUGAACUCCUGAAUAAAAUGGAAAUGGAACUUCAAGGGCAAGAAAAACUGAAGAAUUUGCUGAAGGAGCUCCAGAAGUCUGCUGGGACAGAUCAAAAAGAAGCACGUUACCUCUGUAAAAAUAUUCCUCCCCAUCUGCCUAAACCGACUGCGAGCUGCGUCACUGGGCUAAUGGUGAAAAGUGGAGAACAAACAAAAGUCACAGAACCUGAACCUGCAAAGAAAUCUACGAAAGAGCCAAGAUUUAUUAAAGAAGCAGCCUUGAUAACUAUGGAAGAAUUUAAAAAUGUUCCUGCGUACAUGAGGGGCCGUUUAACAUAUGAUCAAAUUAAUGCAGUUGUUCAAGACAUAAACAAGACUGUGGUUAACAAGUACAAGAUCCUGCACCAGCCACCGAAAUCUAUGAAUGCAGCUGUCAGAAAUCUUUACCACAGAUUCCUGGAAGCAGAAACUAAGGAUACAAAAGGCAAAUUCUUUAUCGUGGAGGCUGAUAUCAAAGAGUUCACUCAGCUGAAGGUGGACAAGCGCUUUCACAGCAUCCUCAACAUCCUGCGCCACUGCCAGCGGCUGAGGGAAAUCCGUGGCUCCCAACUUGUCCGCUAUGUCAUCUGCUAG